Notothenia coriiceps (black rockcod) is the source of this 3710-nucleotide messenger RNA. RefSeq names its product zinc finger protein 710a (gene znf710a). The record is from RefSeq and is a predicted model, not a curated record. Lineage: Eukaryota; Metazoa; Chordata; Actinopteri; Perciformes; Nototheniidae. The transcript has 5 exons. Bases 80 to 2110 code for a protein of 676 amino acids.
AUCCCUGAAACACCUCAAACAUCACUCCAGGAACAAUGUGGAGGAGGAGAGUAGCCGCUUGGUGCGGACCUACCCCAAGAUGACUGAGGGGACCUAUCCCAAGAUGACUGAGGGGACCUACCCCAAGAUGACUGAGGGCCACAACAUGGAUGUGAGCACACAGACGGAGCCUGUGGUGGUGUUAUCUCUGGCUCAGGCUGCCGUUCUGGGACUCAUCUCCCAGAAUGAAAUCUUUGGGGCCACCAUUGCUCCUAAUGGCUUUUACACGGGGGAGUCCAGAGAGUGUCCCCCUCCUCAACCUGAGGCAAUGGAGUAUGAGUACGCAGAUCAGCUAAUAGGGGCCAACGGGGACUACCUGGCUGAGCCUGCUGGGGAGCCGGAGCCCCAGCCGCACUGCAGCGAGAGAAGAAGGCCUGGGCCCCGUGGGAGGACCAAGAGGCCGAGGAGUGAGGAGGGUCACCCACACAAAGUAGCAAGUCCACAGGCUCAGGUUAAAGGUGAACGGCUUGACUCUGACACCCCUCCUUCCUGCAUUCACAUGAACAGCAGGCGAAGUCCUGGCAAUUCUGAGGAACCAGUCACCCAACAAGCUUCUUUAAAACAGGAGCAUGCCUGCGGAGACUGUCGAACAGGUGUAAGAGAUACACCCAGGCCACGAACAGAAGAACAGCCAGAACAGGAAGAAGAAGAAAACACUGGUCGAGAAAGAGAGAAGAAGGAAGAGGAGUUGGUGGUGGAGGAAGAGGAAGAAGAGGCACUUAACCUCAAGACUAGUGGUGACACUGGCAGUCCUGUAGAGGGCCGCUAUUAUGAGUCCAGUGAGGUGGCAUACGAGUCCUCGGACAUGGCCCUGCCAGGAGAGUAUGAGGACAACGGCCAGGCCAUGCUGUGGUCCGACCCAGAGGGACUCGCCAGGCGAAUGCAGAUUGACAGACUGGACAUCAACGUGCAAAUCGAUGAGUCUUACUGCGUAGAUGUGGGAGAGGGUCUGAAACGUUGGAAGUGCCGGAUGUGUGAGAAGUCAUACACAUCCAAAUAUAACCUAGUCACUCAUAUUCUUGGCCAUAAUGGAAUAAAGCCCCAUGAAUGUGUACACUGUGGAAAGCUCUUUAAACAACCGAGCCAUCUCCAGACUCACCUGCUCACCCACCAGGGGACCAGACCUCACAAGUGCACCGUUUGUGAGAAGGCCUUCACACAGACCAGCCACCUGAAGAGACACAUGCUGCAGCACUCGGACGUAAAGCCCUACAGCUGCCGCUUCUGUGGCCGAGGUUUCGCUUACCCCAGCGAGCUGAGGACCCACGAGAACAAACACGAGAACGGUCAGUGCCAUGUCUGCACCCAGUGUGGCCUCGAGUUUCCCACCUACGCGCACCUGAAGCGCCACCUUGCCAGUCACCAGGGCCCCACCACGUACCAGUGCACUGAGUGCAACAAGUCCUUCGCUUACCGCAGCCAGCUGCAGAACCACUUGAUGAAGCACCAGAACGUUCGACCCUACGUUUGUCCUGAGUGCGGCAUGGAGUUUGUCCAAAUCCACCAUCUCCGACAACACGCUCUCACUCACAAGGGUAUGAAAGAAUUCAAGUGUGAAGUCUGUGCUCGAGAGUUCACGCUGUCUGCCAACCUAAAGAGACACAUGUUGAUCCAUGCCAGUGUCCGGCCCUUCCAGUGUCACGUCUGCUUCAAGACAUUUGUCCAGAAGCAGACCCUAAAAACGCACAUGAUCGUCCACCUGCCAGUCAAGCCUUUUAAAUGCAAGGUGUGCGGAAAGUCUUUCAACAGAAUGUACAACCUCCUCGGCCACAUGCACCUCCACGCUGGCAGCAAGCCCUUCAAGUGCCCUUACUGCAGCAGCAAGUUCAACCUGAAGGGCAACCUCAGCCGACACAUGAAGGUCAAACAUGGCGUCAUGGACACCUCAAUAGACAGCCAUGAGCCCCCACAAGAAGUAGAAAGCCAGGAGGACUACGAAGAGGAGAGCUUUGAAUUCAGCGAGCGAGAAAACCGAGCUAACAACAACAACACACCAGACAUUGCCAAACUAUCUCAAAUUGAGUAUUACAGCACCUAUGGGAAGGGCGCAGGGCGUUUCAGCUCUGCAUGAAUAAUUGAAACGACCCCAAAUUAAAUAUAAUUGUGAACUCAAGAAAACAGGAUUGGUUAUUUUGCUUUUAAAGACAAAGUGCUCGGGUUGUUCUUCAAAGAUGUGAGGAAACCCAGCAAACUGCACAUUCGUAUGCACUGGAAUCAUUUGUAAUGCUACAUUUGGAAAUGUAUACUUUUUACCUUAUAACAUAUUUUUCAUCUCUAAAAACACAGCAAAUCUAAUGAAUGACUAUAUUAUAUUCGAGCAAAGUGGACUGUCUUAAACAGGAGCAUUUAGAUACAAAAAUGAAUAUAUAAAAAACAUAGAUGUUGUCAGCUGCUUAAAAUCAGGAACAUCAUCUGAGCCAAAUAGAAAAAGCACAUGCUUAGCUGAAAGCCUGGUGAUGUUUUACUGCACUAACUCAUUCAGACAAUCCCGGUGUAUCUCAGUCUGCUGGGGUAAACUAAUAUGAAGGGUUAAAGAAGGGAACAAUUCAUUUCGCUUGCCAAAGCUUAUCAAGUUGCAGAGGUUAAUGAUUCACUUUGAUUCAUACUGUGAUAAAUUAAAUUAAGCCUGCAGAAUGAGACGAUUCAAUUGGAAUUGCAAUCUGUGUUUUAUUGUAUAUUAUUGUACAGAACGUAUCAGUCCUCUUGUACGUUGGCUGGUGCUGUGAUCAGUGCAUUGCACUAAGGACCAAUGUGUCGACUUUCUAGGUUUCUGCAUUAACAACCAUCAACCUGUAUUGAUCUCUAGUCUAUGAAUGUAAAUGUUUCUGUGGAAUGUUUUAAGAAGCUAAUGAAAACAAAAUCUAAAUACCUUUUUCAACGGUAGAACCCCUUUACCAAAGAAUCACAUCAAAUGUUGCAGCUGCGGAGACCAGGUCUGUUUUCCUUGCUGUUGUGUUGAGCAGGGACAUUGGAUUUCUUGCGGUCCAAUCGUAGACCUCAUGAAAUUACAUUCAGACCCUCCGUCCCCCACCCACCCAUCUGUAGAUCUCCGCAAAAGAUUACCACAGAGAACAGACUGUGGUACAGCCUCUUUUUCAACAGACCUCACCAUUUCCCCCCCCAUUCAGGCAUUCAGGAGACAAGACUGCAGCAUUUUCUCAAAGGCAAUGCAAACCCUGCCUUCAAAUUGCAGUUCUGUUUUUCUUUAUGGAUGAAUCUCAACAAGACGUGUUCCCAAAAAAAAAACUCAAGACACAAAUAUUAAGUGCCCCAGUGUGUCUGCAAGAGCAUGCCAUCCAUCAUGCUGUACACUGGUCUCAAGUGAUGAACGACAACCUCCCAACAUGUGACAGGGCCGCGGACCUUGUGGAAAAUGAUUUGGGAAAUGCUCAAUAUAUUCAGUUUCCCAGUGCUUAGCUUUUCAAACUGCAAAAACAAGGUAUCCAUUUGCGAUGUUGAUAUAGCGCAUUUAAAAUAAAAAUGCUCAAUUUUGUGAGUUUUUCCGCUUCGGUGUUCAUUCCAUCACAUUUUUAGUGAUGAUAUAAAAAGGGGAAGAUAUUCAGCUUAAAUGGCUUUCUGUAAUAGACAUUAGUGUGGAGAUAAUGUUGAUAGAAAUGUAUGUACAAUGUUGUGUACCAGACAAUACUGUAAAAUAAUAAAUUUAUUUACCU